UGCCGCCGAGCCGAGGCAUCGGGCGGGCAGCGGGCGGGCGGGCGCGCCAUGAGCGCCGAGUGCAGCAGUUACCUCAACGCCGACAAGGUGCUGGUGAGCGGGUUCAGCUGCCCGCGGGCGGGCGGCGACGCCCGCGCCGUGUUCUGCUGCGGCUUCCAGGACGUCAAGUACUGCUGCGAUGAUCCCCACAGCUUCUUCCCCUACGAGCACAGCUACAUGUGGUGGCUCAGUGUUGGAGCACUCGUGGGCCUGUCAAUAGCAGCAGUGGUCCUCUUUGCUUUUAUCAUCACUGUGUGUGUUCUCUGUUAUUUGUUUAUCAGCACCAAGCCACGCAGCAAACUGGAUACUGGUCUGAGCUUACAGACGGCAGACAGUGAGGCCAGAGGGAGUUCAGUAUGUUAAAGACAGAGGCACUGAAUGGAUUCUAUCAACGUUAUGAAGAGAUACAGAGCUGCAUCCUCCACAAAGGCCCCGCCAAAACAAGCUGUUGGCAGAGCCACGUGACUUCAAGAGAUUUCCUAAGCCACAAGGAUAGACUGUGACUGUAAGCCACGAGAACCCAAUUCACUCUUCCAGAGGUGUUUCCUGGCUCUUACAACCACUCUCGAUAACCAGAGGCCAAUCUGAAGCUGUGCCAGGAUGUUUGUGUACGGUUGCUGUACUGAGAAGUUGUGUGUUUUGAUUUGCAUAUCAGCUACUGCUGUCAGUCAUUUUCAUGCAAGUUGUUGUCUCUAUCCUGUGCAAAUCCAGUGAGAUAACACAGUUGUCAAGCAGAGCAGAAUUUGGCACACCAUGUUGACCCAGCUUUAUUUUAAGCUUUCCCUGUGUGCCAUCUCAGUGUGGUGUCUUCAUGUCUUGAACAUGGUUGUCUUUUGCCAAAUGUGACUGUUCAAUGCACAAACAAAUGUGAAUGCAGUACCUCAAUAAAAUCUGGCAUUU
Molecule: messenger RNA, 939 nt
Organism: Pseudopodoces humilis (Tibetan ground-tit)
Lineage: Eukaryota; Metazoa; Chordata; Aves; Passeriformes; Paridae
Gene: SHISAL2A
Product: shisa like 2A
Source: RefSeq, a predicted model, not a curated record